AUGGCGACCAGGAGCGUGUCUCCCGGAGGGGCGCUCCUCCGGGCCUCGCGCAUGUUCUCACUGCCGGCCCCGAUCCCAGCUCCGCCAGACGAUGGCGCGGCCGGCAACUUCUUCUCCAACACGGCGACCCUGGCUUUCCCGACGCAUCAGGUCAUCACCACGUUGAACUCUGCGCGGAAGCAGGGAGACUGGGGUCUGAAGCGCCCACUACCCCUAAAGUCCACGACCAAGUCCUCGAACCCGAUGAUACGCGUCAAGGCCAUCGACACCAUCGAGCAGGUGACCGACUUCACCUCGGCAACAGACCACGGCAUGACGCUCCGGAAAUUCCAAGAACUGGGGAUGCCCAUCACGAUGCGCAAACAUGGGACUGAUAGCAGCACAAGUUCAAUGAGUCUUCCGGAGAAGUCUGUGUUCGAAAACCAGUAUGACUUCACCGACAUCCACCCGGACGAGCGCGCCGAGGCCCUCGACAGGCGGUGGAAGUUUACGGGCCCCUGGCUGGCUGGUAUGUCGCCAGGCGAGUUCAACGAAUGGCUGGCCAGGGAGGUCAGGCCAAAGCGACCGCAGUUCCGUGAGUUCCUCAAGAAGAUAAUCGCCAGCGAGAUGCACGGCACUCUCGCCAGGGCGGCGUUGGACAGGGGGGAAUCCCCGCCACCCGCGAUCGACCCGACCUCGGUGACGGACGACCAGUUGAUCGACUACGUGCGGAAGCUCCGGCACAACAACCAGGCGCUCUAUGACAUGGUCGGCCAGUUUUUGGACCUGGCGCCAUUGAAGCCGCCAACAACAGCCCAGAUUGGCCUUCCCUCCCACAACACCAGCAAGGUGGAGUACCGCGAGGUCAGCAAUCCGUAUGCCGAGCACGGCCCGCCCAUCACACACCCCUCCGCCGGUAUCUCGUAUCUGCGCUCGUCCAUGUACAUGGAGAACCACCCGAUUUACGGACCGCAGAAGCAGCACUCGGCCGUGGUAGCCAGAAUUGUCAGACCCCGCCGGCAGGCGCAAGCCGUAGCAGCCAAGCUCGGGUUGGCCGGCUUCAUCGUCGACACCCCGCUGGGCGACACAGCCGCCAACAGUAAGAGUGCCUCGAAGGAGAUCUACGACCGGAUCGACCCAACCAUCGUGGGCGGCGCCAAGGUCUGGGUGCAGCCCCAGAAGGCGAGGGUGGAUUCCAAGGGGCGGGUGAUUCUGACCGUCAGCGAGGCGUCGGCUGAGGCCACGCUCGUUGCGCAGGAGCUGCUUGGGAACGCCACCUGCUUGGGUGCGCCGCGGGGCGAGAACGAGCUGAGCAGACGCGAGAUGACGGCGGGCAGUCUCCGGGCGCGGUACAGGGCUGCCGCUGCCCCGACUAUGUCCAGUGCGCAGGAUUAUGGGCUGCUGCAAUGA
Messenger RNA from Chaetomium strumarium, 1389 nucleotides. Its product is annotated as mitochondrial ribosomal protein MRP51. Lineage: Eukaryota; Fungi; Ascomycota; Sordariomycetes; Sordariales; Chaetomiaceae. Gene Ontology annotation, cellular component: mitochondrial small ribosomal subunit. The record is from RefSeq and is a predicted model, not a curated record. The coding region runs from base 1 to 1389 and encodes 462 amino acids. Gene Ontology annotation, molecular function: structural constituent of ribosome. Gene Ontology annotation, biological process: mitochondrial translational initiation. The transcript has a single exon.